This is a messenger RNA of Hippocampus comes (tiger tail seahorse), 3967 nucleotides long. RefSeq names its product collagen alpha-1(XXI) chain-like. NCBI's taxonomy places the organism in Eukaryota, Metazoa, Chordata, Actinopteri, Syngnathiformes, Syngnathidae. The record is from RefSeq and is a predicted model, not a curated record. The transcript has 30 exons. The coding region runs from base 181 to 2832 and encodes 883 amino acids.
CAGGGAGAGGACUGUCACUACCAAUUCGGGACUUCAUUCUCCUCACUUUCUCAUCACAGUCACUUGUGAAUACUUGACGCUGCAGCUCGCACACGGCCCUGUCAUCACUUCUUGACUGUGCUUCCACAGAGGCCAACUUGGACUGGACUGAACUGAGGGGAACCGCCCUCCGAAACCGCCAUGUGGCUCUGGGCACUGUGGAGCAUAAUUGUGUUGCUGAUUCCACCGGAAGCUGCAGAAAAGGAAGACGAUAUCCGAGCAGGCUGCAGCACCGCAGUCAAUGACUUGGUCUUUAUUGUCGAUGGCUCGUGGAGUGUUGGCGUGGCUGAUUUCGAAACGGCCAAGCAAUGGCUCAUCAACAUCACCAGCCAGUUUGACAUCAGUUCCCACUAUACCCAGGUUGCUGUGAUCCAGUACAGUGACACUCAUCGUCUGGAGAUCCCACUGGGAAAACAACAAAGCGCCGCGGAACUCAUUAAAGCCAUAAGAGGCAUCACGUACAUGGGAGGAAACACACAGACUGGCAGAGCCAUCAAAUUUGCCGUGGACCAUGUUUUCUCAACAUCGCAGCGAGCCAACCAAGUCAAGAACCGCAUUGCUGUUGUGGUCACAGAUGGCAAAUCCCAAGAUGACGUCGUGGAUGCCAGCAUCGAGGCGCGAGCUCAAAGCAUAACAGUAUUUGCAGUGGGAGUUGGGAGUGAGAUCACCAACUCGGAGCUAAUCUCGAUCGCUAACAAACCAUCUUCCACCUAUGUCCUGUACGCUGAAGAUUACACCACCAUUGACCGUAUUCGAGACUCCAUGGAACAGAAGCUGUGCGAAGAGUCCGUGUGUCCCACAAGAAUUCCAGUGGCGUCUCGUGAUGAGAAAGGCUUCGAGAUGAUGGUGGGCAUGAACAUUGAGAAAAAAGGCAAGAAAAUUAACGGGUCUCUGGUGUCGGAGACGGCCUUUGCUCUGACUACCUCGACUGACAUCACUGAGGACACCAGAGAGAUUUUCCCAGAGGGCCUUCCUCCAUCCUACGUAUUUGUAGCCACCGUUCGUCUAAAAGGGAUUACCAAAGAGUUGAACUUUGACCUUUGGAGGGUGCUAUCAAAGGACAAGAAGAUCCAGGCUGCAGUGACACUGAAUGGAAAGGACAAAACUGUCACCUUUACCGCGACUAAAAUGACCAACAAGGAGCAGAGGAUUGUCUUCGAUAUGGGAUUCGAGGCUCUUUAUGAUGGGAUGUGGCAUCAACUUAAACUCCUGGUGAGACCCAGCCAGGUCACCAGCUUCCUUGACGAUCAACAGAUUCAGGAAAUAACACCGGAGCCAAUGGAGCCCAUUUACAUCAAUGGGAAGACACAGGUGGCAAAGAGGCGUGGAACAGAUGUCACAGUCCCUAUGCAAAUCCAGAAACUGCGUCUGUACUGUGAUCCUCUUCAGAGUGAGAGAGAGACAGCUUGUGAGAUCUUCUCUGUGGAUGAUGAAAGGUGUCCUCUGAAUCGAAAAGCCACAAUUACAGAAGUGGACGACUCCUAUGGUGUAGUUGGACCCCCUGGGCAGCGCGGCCCGCAAGGACGCACGGGGGACAAAGGAGAAGCCGGAUUACCCGGAGCUGAUGGUAAGCCUGGUGAAACUGGGAAGCCUGGCCCUCCUGGAAAUCUGGGGCAGAAGGGUGUGGAUGGCUCUCCAGGACCAAGAGGACUUCCUGGUUUGAAGGGUGACAGCGGGAUGCCGGGGUUACCAGGACCACAGGGUCAUCCAGGGGAGAGGGGUCAGCCGGGCCAUCCAGGAGAAGUGGGUUUAAAGGGUGAUCCUGGUGCUGUUGGAGAUCCAGGAGCCCCGGGUGUCCAGGGACCACCAGGAGAAGCCGGCCCACGUGGACCUCAGGGAGAGAAAGGGUUCCAAGGACCACCUGGGAUACAAGGACCACCGGGGAACUGCGCUGAUGCACGGGUUAAUACUUGUCUCGGUUCACCAGGGCAGAAGGGCUCAACAGGGGAGCCAGGUUUUCCAGGGCUGCCAGGUGCCCCAGGCCAUCCAGGGUACAAAGGUCAUUGGGGAGAAGUGGGAAAGCCUGGCCCAAAAGGAAAUAAGGGGGACCGAGGGGGAGAUGGCGAGCCGGGAACUCCAGCUAUACCUGGCCAAGUGGGACCCAGGGGAAGGGAAGGAGAGAAAGGUUUGAAAGGGGAUGAGGGCCCGAGGGGGCCUGAAGGAAAGAAAGGGGACAUGGGCCACAAUGGCCACAUGGGUGCCAUCGGUCCAAGGGGAUUUCCUGGCCUGGAUGGGUUGCCGGGUCAACCGGGUCAGCCCGGAUUUCCCGGAAAGCCGGGCAAGUCACCAUCAGAUGAGCAUCUUGUGAAGCUCUGCACUGAUGUCCUGCGCACUCAACUCCCGGCACUUCUCCAAACCAUGGAUCGAUCGGCGAGAUGUGAAUCCUGCCAUGCCGUGAAGGGACCCCCUGGCGAGACUGGUGCCCCGGGACCCAAAGGCUCAAUGGGAAUCCCAGGUUAUCCUGGCAGGACUGGCUCUGCAGGAUACCCAGGGACUCCUGGAGCGCAAGGUCCACCAGGCCUGAAAGGUGACGUAGGACCAAGAGGGUUCAAGGGCAGCAAAGGUGAAGGUCACCAUGGACGCCCGGGCGCACCCGGGCCGCUAGGGGCUCGAGGUCCUCGCGGAUUUGAUGGGAUCGGACAGCCGGGCAACCAGGGAAUUCCUGGGAAACCGGGACCCCCCGGAGAUCCUGGUAAAAGGGGUAAUCCAGGGACGCCGGGGAUAUGUGACUUAUCCGUGUGUUAUCAGACCUACAACCUAAGGGAACAUUACAGCAAAGGACCCAAUAUCUGAUGGCGUCCGCAGCAACGAGGGACACAAGUGCCGCUGGCUUUUUAACACCCGCACGUAUCCAGAGGCCAUUGACUGUAAUCACUGAUUCAUGUGCGACCGUUGACUCCCCCGCGCGAGCACGUUGCGCGCAGCACAGCCACACCGGAGGCAGAAAUAACCUCGGAAGUUGAGUCAAACUGAAAAGUGGUGGCGCAUGAUUCAGAGAGAACAGAAUUUGUGGUCCAAGUGUCAGCUGAGGGAGGUGUUCUGCCGUACAAAAUUCCGCUUUUCAGUCGGUGCAGGUUUAUGGGUUGCAAGUGCCAUCAAAACAGAGGAGCACCGAUGUUUCGGACUUAGUGGUGUUCCUUUUGAGUAACUUUGACAGAUGCGUAGCCGAUUGAAGGUUAGGCCAGUAGCGAUCUAAAGUGUUGUGUUAUUUCUGCCUCGAGCGCUUCAGUGCUGCCCCGCGAUAAUGAUUGUAUGAACCGUGCGGUCAUGUCUUGAAACGUGAAUCUAAAGAUGUUUUGUGAGGAUCAAUGUACAAAUCAAGUUCAUCGGGUUAGCUAACUGUAACUUCUUCCGAGACCCAAUAGAACAAGGAGACAUAUUAAAGCGAGGCCUGUCGGCAGAAAGGUUGGCACAAUGAGUUGACCAAAAUCUUUGCGCUCAUGCACCACCACAAGAAAACAAUCAAUAUGUAAAUUAAGUGUAGACUUUCAUCUUUAACAAAAAAAAAGGUAUUAACAUAUUACAAUCCAGUUGGGCCGACGACCUCCCCUUUCGGGGCCUCGAACUGAUUCCUUUUUCUUUCUACAAUUGUACAUUGGUAGCUCUUCAAUCAAGUGUGCUUGUUUUAUUUCACAUCCAUUGUAAUGGUAUAGAAACGGCAAAAUCUCGUUUGCGCUCAUUUUAAUCUGUCACUGUGACAAACAGGCCGCGGGAAAUCCUGUGACUGAUAUUUAUAUUGACUUGCUAAGCAAAACUGACGAAACGCGUGGAAUGUCCUCGCAUGGCUACAAAAGAACUUUUAAAAUCUCUCAUUUACCUCACCUACACUUUAGGAUCCAAGCAUUUACAUGUAUAAAUGUUGUUUUUUACUGUAUAUUUUCUUAUAUUUUAAAUAGAAGCCUGUUACCUGCUGGGAAGACAAAAAAAA